This is a messenger RNA of Abrus precatorius (Indian licorice), 2233 nucleotides long. RefSeq names its product protein JINGUBANG-like. The record is from RefSeq and is a predicted model, not a curated record. The transcript has a single exon. Gene Ontology annotation, molecular function: protein binding. Bases 99 to 1583 code for a protein of 494 amino acids. NCBI's taxonomy places the organism in Eukaryota, Viridiplantae, Streptophyta, Magnoliopsida, Fabales, Fabaceae.
AACACGGAAUUCACGAAUCUCUCUCUCUCUCUCUCUCUGUCUCUCUUCAAAUCAGAAACCAAACAUUUCAGUUUUUGUCGUUUGUUUAGUUUUAUUGGAUGAAAAACGCAAACGGUGGCGCCAUGUUGAUAGAGCAAAAUACAAACACCUUACACAGACCCAAAUUUGGUGCCUUAUUGCACUCCGAUCCGUCGUCGUUUUACUCCCCUAACCACGAUGAUGAAGAGUUCUCUCAUAACCGCCUCAGCAACGCUUCAGCAAACUAUGGCGAUAGUAGCAGCACACCCACCACAAGCAGCAACAAUGCUUCUCCCUACAUGAUGUCGCCAUGGAACCAAGCUUCUUCUCCUUACAACAAGUCUCCGUGGUUAUUACCCUCACCCGCAAUAAACCUCUUCCACCACAAUCAUGAUGAUAACAAUUACUUCCCUCAAAAUGGCCUCAUAGGAUCGCUGGUUCGUGAAGAGGGUCAUGUAUAUUCUUUAGCGGUUUCAGGGGACUUGUUAUAUACAGGUUCCGAUAGCAAAAACAUAAGGGUGUGGAAGGGUUUCAAGGAUUACACGGGUUUCAAAUCGAGCAGUGGUUUGGUCAAAACCAUAGUAAUCUCCGGCGAGAAAAUCUUCACCGGUCAUCAAGACGGGAAGAUCAGAGUGUGGAGGGUUUCUUCGAAGAAUCCGCGGAGCCAUAAACGCAUUGGAAGCUUACCCACUUUCAAAGAGUACGUGAAGUGUUCGAUGAAUCCGAAGAACUACGUGGAAGUCCGGCGACACCGGAACGCGGUGAAGGUGAAGCAUUUCGACGCCGUUUCGAGCCUGAGCUUGGACGAGGAGGAAGGGUUGUUGUAUUCGGGGUCGUGGGACAAAACGUUCAAGGUUUGGCGCGUGGCGGAUUCGAAGUGCAUGGAAUCCAUGAACGCGCAUGACGAUGCCGUGAACGCGGUGGUGGCGGCGUUUCGCGGUUACGUGUUCACGGGGUCCGCGGACGGGACGGUGAAGAUGUGGAGGAGGGAGAUCGUGGGGAAGAAAAUAAAGCACGUGUUGGAACGGGUUUUGCUGAAGCAAGAGAACGCCGUUACGGCGCUGGCGGUUAACCGUUUAUCGACGGUGGUUUAUUGCGGAUCUUCCGACGGUUUGGUGAAUUUCUGGGAGAGAGACCAAAAGGGUAGUCUCUCUCACGGUGGGGUUCUGAAGGGGCACAAACUCGCCGUUCUCUGCCUCGCCACGGCGGGGAACCUCGUGUUCAGUGGCUCCGCCGACAAGAAUGUUUGGGUGUGGAAGCGUGACGAGAGUGGAAACCACACGUGCCUUUCGGUUCUCACGGGUCACACCGGCCCUGUAAAGUGCAUAGCCGUUGAAGAAGAAGAAUCGCAAGAGGAAGAUGUUCACAAUGAGAGCGAUCAACGGUGGAUUGUUUACACCGGGAGCUUGGAUAAGGCAGUGAAAGUGUGGCGCGUGUCAGAACACGCGCCGGAGUUGCGCAUGAUUCAAGGCUGGGCCACACCAAGUCAUGGUAAUUACAAUAACAAUGGCAUGGGUGGUGAGUACCAAAACAGGAAUACAAGGGAGUUGCAACCUAAAAUUUAGGAUUAUAAUUAACCAAUCGUGUGUCUUAUUAGUUACUUGCAAAAGGGAAUUGGUUAAUUACUACAAUGUUUAAGGGAGAUUUAUUGCAUUGUAUUUGCAUGUACAAAAUGUGCAUAAAUGAAAUAAAGUGGGAGUAAAGGCAAUGGAAGAGGGAAUUUGGACGGUUGGAAAAGGAAUGGACCAUUACAUGGGUUCCCUCAAAAGAGGGAAGAACUUGAAUUGAUCAUUCGGUGGCUUUUGUGAAUGAGUUAGACACCCAAAUGUUAAGGCUUCGUGCCCUAAUUGGAAGGGAUUAAUGGUGGCCUUACUCGUCACCAUCGGACAAGCCUUCGCUUUCACUUUCCAUAAAUUGAAAACAUAGCCAGAGGAUCGACAUUCUUUGUUUUAUUCCCUCAAAGCUUACUUUAAAUUGUGUUUUUAGUUUGGUUUUAAGGUACAGUUGCAAAGGAAUACACAGCAUUAGGGUUUGCCACUGCUUGCACUUGUUUGUUCAGAGUAAGCAAGUGGGAUCAAUUGGUGUUUGUACAUUUGGUUUUCUAGCUUGUAAUUGUGCUUUUCUUUAUUUUAUAUGUUGUUUGACGCUUGGUCAGGCGUUGAUGUUUACUUUUUUUGCCCACUAUUUAAUGGUGAUAUUUAAGUACCACCCGACA